Messenger RNA from Fusarium tjaetaba, 1566 nucleotides. RefSeq names its product integral membrane protein PTH11. The coding region runs from base 1 to 1566 and encodes 521 amino acids. Lineage: Eukaryota; Fungi; Ascomycota; Sordariomycetes; Hypocreales; Nectriaceae. The record is from RefSeq and is a predicted model, not a curated record. The transcript is spliced from 5 exons.
AUGACAUACACAUACUGCGAAGUCCCCGUCCGAAACAAGACCCCCAUCUUCAUCAACGUCACAAUCGUCCUCGGCGUGAUAUCCGGCGUCGCAACCGCCCUACGUCUCUGGUCCAAAUUCUUCUACACCAAGACCGAACUCGGCCUCGACGACCUCUUCAUCGUGCUCACCCUCUUCAUCGGCAUGCCCUCCACCGCCAUGAACAUCCACGGAACCGCCGGCCACGGAGAGGGCCGCGACAUCUGGACGCUAGAGUUUGAUGACAUUACAAAGUUUGGGUUCUACUUUUGGUUGCUCGAGAUAUUCUACUUUGCGCAGGUUUCGCUCCUCAAGACGUCGUUGUUGUUCUUUUAUCUUAGGAUCUUUCCGGGGAAUGCGCAGAAGUUGCUUUGGGGGACUAUCAUUUUCAAUAGUGUCUUUGGUGCGUUGUUUAUGUUUUUGGCGGCGUUUCAGUGUACGCCUGUGAGCUACUUUUGGUUGAAUUGGGAUGGAGAGCAUAAGGGGACAUGUAUGAACUCGACUGCCAUCGGCUGGGCCAAUGCAUCUAUCAGUGUUGCUGUGGAUGUAUGGAUGCUUGCAGUUCCGAUGUGGUAUCUGCGAAAACUCAAACUGCAUUGGAAAAAGAAGAUUGGUGUGGCUGCCAUGUUUAUCGUGGGAACUUUUGUCACCGUCGUGAGCAUCAUUCGUCUUCAGUUUCUGGUCGAUCUCGGCUCAUCUCACAACCCAACGUAUGACCAAACCGACAUCUCAAUCUGGUCAACCGUUGAAAUCAACGUCGGCAUCAUUUGCGCAUCCAUGCCGGCUCUGCGAGUCAUUCUCGUCCGUCUGUUCCCCUCUCUUGGAGGCUCAUCCUACGAUUCGAGCAAGUACAACAACUACGGGGAACAUUAUGGACGGAAAUCACAUAUUAUGAGCCGAAGUCGUGCUCGGGUGGAGUUACCUUCCCAUACGGGUGAUUCUAUACAUACACCUGAGCACGGAGGCAUUGAGUUGCAGAGGACGUUCCAUGUGCAGUAUAGUGAGAAUGAUGAGCAGAGUCUUGUUAAUGGGGAGAGUAAGUUUAACAAGACGCAAGUUACGACUCAGAUGAGAUCCGAAAGUCCGAGCGAUAGGUACUUCGAGUAUAUCGGCCAUGAAGGGAGCAAAAAGGAUCUUCCCGGGCUUUAUGCCAGACCUCUUAAACCCCGUGGCUCUGAAGCAGAUCAGAGUGCCCGACUUUCACAAACAAACGCGAUGAAAGACCUCGUCAAGCUCGACGACAUUCUUGGAAAGAUCAUACAACAGGAGCGGCCUUAUAUCAAGGCUAUGUCUCCACUCAUCGUUGCACGGAUGGCAUCUUGCUUCGCUUUGCCAUAUUUCACCUCGCAAGACGAUCUGUCUAAAUUUUUCAAGAUCGGUGCUAUUUCAGGAGCCUUUGUUAUCGCUGCUCAGCUGGUUCGCAAAUUUCUGCAGUUGAGAAAGAUUACUCCUCUACAGCACAAGGUGCGAGGACUGGUUCGGGCGUUCAAGAAUGGGACGAUACGGUAUAGGGAUCCGGAGGAAGUCAUGAUUUUGUCGUUGAAAUAG